Orcinus orca (killer whale) is the source of this 3299-nucleotide messenger RNA. RefSeq names its product neutrophil cytosolic factor 2 (gene NCF2). Lineage: Eukaryota; Metazoa; Chordata; Mammalia; Artiodactyla; Delphinidae. Bases 162 to 1742 code for a protein of 526 amino acids. Gene Ontology annotation, biological process: phagocytosis; respiratory burst; superoxide anion generation. Gene Ontology annotation, molecular function: superoxide-generating NADPH oxidase activator activity; protein binding. Gene Ontology annotation, cellular component: NADPH oxidase complex. The record is from RefSeq and is a predicted model, not a curated record. The transcript is spliced from 15 exons.
UCAGUUGCCGAAAGGUGGGGACAUUUCCUGCCGCCUUUGCAACACUAAGGUGUCUCAAGGGAGGCUGUGCCCCAUUCUGAGCUCCAGGCCGAGAAAGUGAGGGCCAGGGCAGCCCUGCCAGGGGAGACACCAGCUCACUGCCUCCCGGUUUGCACCCGACCAUGUCCCUGGCCGAGACCAUCAGCCUCUGGAAUGAAGGGGUGCUAGCAGCCGACAAGAAGGACUGGAAGGGAGCCCUGGACGCCUUCACCGCUGUCCAGGACCCACACUCCAGGAUUUGCUUCAACAUCGGCUGCUUGCACACGAUCCUGGGAAGCAUGCCCGAGGCGGAGAAGGCCUUCACCGAAAGCAUUAACCGAGACAAGCACUUGGCAGUGGCCUACUUCCAACGAGGGAUGCUCUACUACCAGAUGGAGAAAUAUGAUUCCGCCCUUAAAGACCUUAAGGAGGCCCUGACUCAGCUUCGAGGGAACCAGCUGAUCGACUACAAGAUCCUGGGGCUACCGUUCAAGCUGUUUGCCUGUGAGGUGUUAUAUAACAUUGCUUUCAUGUACGCCAAGAAGGAGGAAUGGAAAAAGGCUGAGGAACACUUAGCAUUGGCUGUGAGCAUGAAGUCUGAGCCGAGACAUUCCAAAAUCGACAAAGCCAUGGAAAGCGUUUGGAAACAGAAGCUGUAUGAGCCAGUGGUGAUCCCUGUGGGCAGGCUGUUUCAGCCAAAUGAAAGGCAAGUGGCUCAACUGGUCAAGAAGGAUUACCUAGGCAAGGCCACGGUCGUGGCAUCUGUGGUGGAUCAAGACAGCUUCUCGGGGUUUGCCCCUCUGCAGCCACAGGCAGCUGAGCCUCCGCCCAGGCCCAAGACCCCAGAGAUCUUCAGGGCUCUGGAAGGAGAAGCCCACCGUGUGCUGUUUGGGUUUGUGCCUGAGACACCAGAGGAGCUCCAGGUCAUGCCAGGGAACAUCGUCUUUGUCUUGAAGAAGAGCAGUGAUAACUGGGCUACGGUCAUGUUCAACGGGCAGAAGGGGCUUGUUCCCUGCAACUACCUUGAACCAGCUGAACUGCGGAUCCAUUCUCAGCAGAAGCCCCAGGAGGAAACCUCGCAGGAGCCUGAUAUCCCAGGUCCUCCCAGUUCCAGGGCUCCUGGGAGACCCCAGUUGUCACCAGGUCAGAAUGAAAAAAAAGAGCCCAAGGAAGUCAAGCUCAGCGUCCCCAUGUCCUACACACUCAAGGUGCACUACAAGUACACAGUGGCCAUGGAAACUCAGCCCGGGCUCCCCUACAGCCAGGUCCGGGACAUGGUGGCUAAGAAGCUGGAGCUCCUACCGGAACAUACGAAGCUGAGCUAUCGGCCUCGGGACAGCAGUGAGCUGGUGCUCCUUUCAGAAGACAGCAUGAAGGAUGCCUGGGCCCAAGUGAAAAACUACUGCCUGACUGUGUGGUGUGAGAACACAGUGGGUGACCAGGGCUUUCCAGAUGAAACUGAAGAAACCAAAAAAUCCGAUGCUAAUAACCAGACAACAGAAGCUCAGCUUAAGGAAGGGAGCCAAGUGGUAGCACUCUUCAGCUACGAGGCUACCCAGCCAGAAGACCUGGAGUUUCUGGAAGGGGAUGUAAUCCUGGUGUUAUCAAUGGUGAAUGAAGAAUGGCUGGAGGGGGAGUGCAAAGGGAAGGUUGGCAUUUUCCCCAAAGUUUUUGUUGAAGAACGGACAACGGCAGACUUGGAAAGCACUCCCAGAGGAGUCUAGGAUGUUUCACAACCUGCAAAGCUGAAGAGAAGGAGGCACUAUCAUUUGCAAGAUUUAGCACGCCUCUGCAGCACACUCUACAGACAUCGCUGUUUGGACGUAUUAAUUCAUCUACUUUUCCCUGUUAAAAUUUAACCUAUUAGACAGUGAUGUGGAACUUAAGACGAUGAUUACCUUGGAGGUGGCGAGGGGGUGGUGGUUGGAAGAGUCUGGAAGGGCAUGAGGGGGGUCUUCCAGGGCACCGAUAAUCUGUUUCUUGCUCUGAGUGCUGGCUACCCAGAUAUGGUCAGUUCGUGAAAAUUCACCGAGUUGUAUACUUACUAUUGGUACAGCUCUGUGUGUGUGUGAUGCCUCAAUAAAAAACUUACAAAAACAAGAUACCCAGAGUGCAGGCCCAAGACCUAAGUGUAAUUACCCCCAUUCCUAUCAGACUCCUAGGGCCUCAGGUUACUUUACAGGUAAUUCAGAAGGCACGCGCACACACACACAAAAUUAACAUUUUGGGGGGUUAACGGUCUUGUUGCUUAAACAGAACCUAGACUGAGUUAUGUACCCCUGAAAUACGGCUUUUAAUUCCACAGAAAAUUAAAAUACUAGAACUACAUCCCUUCAUGUGUUCUCAGGGAGGAACAUUUCUUAAGAGUUCAAUAACGAAUGUAUGCCACGAAUAAAUAAGAAACGAAAAGCAGCUGUGUUCAGGAAGCCAGUUGGUUAGUACCACCCUACUAGGUAACAUUUUAUAGUAAGUAUUCUGCUAAUAUACAUGAUAGAAUGCUAUCGGUUUAUUCUGGUUAUCAUUUAACCAAAUGGCCCAGUUUUUCAGGGUUAACUUGGGUGAGAGUUUUCCAUAAAUACUAAAGACCUGGACUUAAUCCCCCCACUUCCUUUUGUAGAAUACAUGUGGCUUUGUUGACAAUUUUUCAAGUGUGUAGGUGUGUGUGAAAAGCACAGUUAGGAACUGAAGUGUAGACUGAAUCCACAUCAAGGUGAAAGGGCAGCUGCUGGGCGUGCACACACACACUGGUGAGCUGUGGUGCUGGCUUCUGGCACAUGCAAAGGCCCAGCAGGCUACCACUGGAAAUAUGAGACACAACUUGAAGAAAUACAACACCAAAGCAAAGAACACCAAUUACUGUUGCUGCUCAUCACACUCAGUGAGUUUACUGGGCCAAAAGGAUAAACUAUCUCUGAGUUGCUUUAUUAAGGGUGACAAUAAGGAUAAAAAUGCUGAGCUGUUAAAAGAAUUGACAGUUUCUUUCUACCCAUCCCUUUCCAUAAUCCUGCAUAUUGGUUAGGCACCUUACUAAAAGCAAAAAUAACCCUGAAGCAUAUUUGAUUUUUGACCUUCUUUGCCUUCCCCUAGAUGACUUGUAAGUAGUUUAAGUUUUUGUUUUUUAAGCUGGAUUUUCUUUUAGGAUAAAAAAGAAACAGUCUAUACACAGAUCUGGUUGGAGAGAACAUGGUUUAAUUAAAGGCAAAGCUGAAUUCAGCAGCUGCAGGUCUUGCACAGACAGACCAAAACAAAAAACAAAAACAAAAAAAUAAACACAAAAGAAA